AUGAUGGAUUCAUUAGAGAAGACAGUUGAGUUAAGAGGAAGUCAAAUUUUAAAUUACGAAAGAUACCAUAAAAUGUUAUGGCAACGGAGGUUAAUGGCAGGUGCUACAUGUGCAACUAUUGUAUCAAUAGUUAUUUUUAUUGGAGCAGUAUUUUCACCAAAUUGGACAACAUUAUAUUUUCGUAAUACUAAAAAUGAAAUGGUAUAUGUCACAUUAGGUGUAUGGGGUGAAUGGAGAACAAUUCAUGUGGAAAAUUCUACUGUAAAACCAGUACCUGAAUUUAUUUCUUAUUUUCCUCAUCCACCUAAAGAAAUACUACGUUUAGAUGAUACAGACCUUCAACAUUAUUACAGAGCACAGGCAGUUUUUUGUUUUAUUUCAUUGAUUCUUAUGUUUUGUAAUAAUGGAUUAGCAAUAUAUACAUUUUAUCACCAUCGUUAUAUUUAUAAACGGCUAGUUGCGUGUCUUCAUUUAGUUAUUGCAAUGAGUCUUGUUGUUACUAGUGAAAUUUUAAUAAAUUCUGUUAAUGAAUGGAAUUUACAAGUAGCAAUGAAACAUAGUAUUGUCGACUGGCAUUAUAAAUCUCAACAAAAUUUAGGCUUAGCAACUCAUAUAACAUGGAUUGUUGCAUUAAUAUAUUUUUGUGCUUUUUGUAUUUUUAUUGUUUCAUCAAAAAAACAAAAAGGAAGCCGUGCUGCUACAGCUGAGUUUGAAAUUGAAGAUCGACCUAUUCAUAUUGGACGUUAA
Messenger RNA from Strongyloides ratti, 747 nucleotides. Its product is annotated as PMP-22/EMP/MP20/Claudin superfamily-containing protein. Bases 1 to 747 code for a protein of 248 amino acids. The transcript is spliced from 4 exons. NCBI's taxonomy places the organism in Eukaryota, Metazoa, Nematoda, Chromadorea, Rhabditida, Strongyloididae. Gene Ontology annotation, cellular component: membrane. The record is from RefSeq and is a predicted model, not a curated record.